AUGGAAUUGAUUCGCCUGGAGCAGCAGAAUAAAAGGCGGUUAUUUUUUGCCGGAGAUACGAGGUGCCCCCUUUCUUGGGCCGCGAAAAGCCACAAUGCUCCACUUGUAAAUGCUCUGCUACGCAGUCCGCAAGUCAACGUCAAUUUUCAGGACCCCUCCGACCGAACUCCGCUUCUGUACGCAAUUGCUGUGAAUGACAGGCCAAUUGUGGAAAGGUUACUGAAUCAUCGAGAUAUUGACCUCAACUUGCGGGAUGCAGAAGGCAGAACUGCUAUCUUCUACGCCGCACAAGGCGGGGAUCUGUCCAUUGUACAGUUGCUUAUUGGAACACAGAACGUGGACUUUUCUAUCCGAAACAAAAACGGGAAAAAUGUGAAGGAGUUUGCCAAAAAGGCCAAGUUGAAGCAGGAUAUUGUGGCUGCACUUUCUAACUGA
This is a messenger RNA of Aspergillus oryzae RIB40, 435 nucleotides long. RefSeq names its product ankyrin repeat domain-containing protein. The record is from RefSeq and is a predicted model, not a curated record. The coding region runs from base 1 to 435 and encodes 144 amino acids. Lineage: Eukaryota; Fungi; Ascomycota; Eurotiomycetes; Eurotiales; Aspergillaceae. The transcript has a single exon. Gene Ontology annotation, molecular function: protein binding.